AUGCCUAGCGACUCGUCAAUGUGUUGUGCUAUGAUAGCUUUCGUAUUUUGUCUCUUCAUAGAGGUCCUGGGGACGUAUAUAAUAUUUGAUAGUGUAUUUUCGCUACAUAACGGACUGAAUCAACUUCCAACACAAAUAAAUAUGACAUCUAAAGAUGUUGGCAAUUUUCUAUCAGCAUUUGGUGAAAAUCUUUAUUGUAAAUUCGACAACGAUGAACGACUACUGCGUGCUGAAACGAAUCAAACCAUAGCCAAAAUCAAAAGUUUGGCGCAGUCACUGUGUUCUCAACUUGACACGAGCCUCAUUGACUCCCUAGUUGAGAAAGAGCAGGUAUUGCGAACAAACUUGAGUAAAUGGAAAAAAUCUCUGGAAGGGAGUGACGUGAAUGUAGGAAGUGAAUUAAGUACAGUUGAGCAAGCAUUGGACAAGUGCGCAGCCAUGAAACAUGAUCUAAAAGAAACGCGCACUGCCUUGGCUGACUUACGUAAUGAAAUCAAGUCUUCUUUCAAUGAGACUGAUAAACAUCAAAAAGCAAUUGUGUCUGAGCUGUCGUUGUACAAAGACAUUAUUGAUGGGGUGAGUGUUGUUGAGUUUAUUACUUAGUA
Molecule: messenger RNA, 605 nt
Organism: Cylicostephanus goldi
Lineage: Eukaryota; Metazoa; Nematoda; Chromadorea; Rhabditida; Strongylidae
Source: the annotation of a GenBank genome assembly